ACUCCCACUUUACACACGCAUUUCACACGCGCUCCCCGCCCUUUUUUCCUUCUUCGCUCCAAACCUUCGAUCUUUAUUUAUAUAUAAAAUAUUCAUCCAAAAUUGAAACAAAACUUUAAUUCAAAAUUUUUUUUUUUGUUUAUUUUGAUUUCGCUUUUUGUAAGCGGUCGAAUCUUUGAAAGCUUGAAAUUUGCUUUUUUGUUUUUAAUUUUAAUUUUUGCUUUUGGGUUCUCGAUUUUUCCACACAGAUCAUUCCUCGGCUCUAGGGUUUUCUCUCUGUGAUUUCAUCGGUCUUCUUCUUCUUCCUCCUCUUUCUCUUUCUCUCUCGUAGUGGCCGUUUCUUGUAUUGUUUGUUUAUUUAUUUUCCUUCUUGGCUCUGAUCAAGGCACUGGAGUUUUUUUAAUCAAUUGGUUGUUAAAAUUAGUGACUUGGUUUAGCAGUUUUUCUCUCUAUAUAGGCUUUUUAUACUAAGGAGGAAAAGCGGGGUUUGGAGAAUUGCUGUGUGACAAGAAGUGAACCUAAUGAGAUGGCGUAAGAAGUACGGAUGUCGAUGAGAUUAAAGAACUAGAUUUUUUUAUAGAUAAUGUAUAGCUAGCUCUUUUUUCUGUACGGAUUUCUUGCAAUUCUUUUAUAUACAUUUGGUGAUUAGGUGGUGUGGUGUUUGUUGGGUACAUUAGAAUGCUAUAAUAUAAGUUUGAAGAAUGGAUGAAGAACAUAUGUUGCUUCCCAGUUGGAUGGACAAGAAUCCAGCUGAAAUGGCAGCCGAUUCACGAUUCUUCAUUUUAUCUUGUGUUAUCGCUGGCCUAGUUGGUAUUUUGACUAUAGUUUAUACAGCUUUCCAGUGGAGAAGAAACAUUAACUUAAGUUGGAUGAAAGCUGUAGCUAGGUCGAAGAAAAUCCCCAAGACCAAGCAUAAGGUUCCUGUGGCUCCUCAUACUUGGGAGCUGGAGUCUGUAUCCCGUGCUAAGAAUUUAAAUUGCUGUGCUUGUUUAAAGCCAAUGUCGCCCUCUCAAACCCUAGGGCCUAUGAUAUCUUCGGAUAGUUUCAUUCACCGUUGUAGCAUCUGUGGUACAGUAGCUCACUUGAGCUGCUCUUCUAGUGCACACAAGGAUUGCAAGUGUGUAUCUAUGAUCGGCUUUGAUCAUGUGAUGCACCAGUGGGCAGUUCGAUGGGCAGAGCUUACUGAUCAACCUGAUGAAGCUUCCUUCUGUAGCUAUUGUGAAGAGCCAUGUAGCGGGUCUUUUCUUGGUGGAUCUCCUAUAUGGUGUUGCUUGUGGUGCCAACGUCUCCUACAUGUGGACUGUCAUAGUAGUAUGUCUAAUGAAACUGGUAAUAUUUGUGAUUUAGGGCAGUUUAGAAGGCUGAUUCUCUCACCUCUUUAUGUUAAGAAGUUGAGCCCUAAUUCUGGAUUUCUUAGCUCUAUCACACAUGGUGCAAAUGAGCUUGCUUCUUCAGUACGGGCAACCAUUAGGAGUCAGAGUAAGAAGCACCAGCAUAAUAGUGAAACAUCUUUUGAUGCAGGCAGUAAUGGUAACUUCUGUGACAUAUCCACAGAGUGUACUGCUGAUAGCGCAGAAAAUGUAAAUGGUUCUCAUGCAAUAGAAGAGAAUUGCAAUGGUGGAAUGAACGUAGGAACCCCACGCCAAAAUGGUGGCAUUGAUAAGAACAUGGAGAAAAAGCCUAGUUUUAAAAGAAGUGAAUCGAUUAAUCAGAAAGACGAGUCUCAAGUAUUAAGAAUGAAGCAAAAAUAUGAGCUGAUUGACCUGCCACCAGAUGCAAAACCAUUACUAGUUUUCGUCAACAAGAAGAGUGGUGCGCAGCGUGGAUAUUCCCUCAAGCUGCGUUUAAACCUUCUUUUGAACCCUGUUCAGGUUUUUGAAUUGAGUUCAACACAGGGACCAGAGAUGGGCCUUUUUUUAUUCCGAAAAGUGCUUCACUUGAGAAUACUUGUAUGUGGGGGAGAUGGUACUGUUGGAUGGGUUCUUAAUGCAAUAGACAAGCAAAAUUUCAUUUCUCCGCCUCCAGUUGCUAUUCUCCCUGCUGGAACUGGAAAUGAUAUGGCCAGGGUGCUGUCCUGGGGAGGUGGUUUGGGCGCAGUGGAGAGACAAGGAGGCCUUUGCAUGGUGUUGCAACAGAUAGAGCAUGCUGCAGUGACCAUUCUUGAUCGCUGGAAAGUAGCUAUUCUAAAUCAACAGGGGAAGCAGCUUCAAUCUCCAAAAUUUAUGAACAACUAUCUUGGGAUUGGUUGUGAUGCAAAGGUUGCUUUGGAUAUUCACAACUUAAGAGAGGAGAAUCCUGAGAAGUUCUAUAAUCAGUUUAUGAAUAAAGUGCUAUAUGCAAGAGAAGGUGCAAGGAGUAUUAUGGAUAGGACAUUUGCAGAUUUUCCUUGGCAAGUUAGAGUAGAGGUGGAUGGCGUCGAAAUAGAGGUUCCCGAGGAUGCCGAAGGUGUACUUGUUGCAAACAUUGGAAGCUACAUGGGAGGUGUAGAUCUUUGGCAGAAUGAGGAUGAGACAUAUGAUAAUUUUGAACCUCAGUCUAUGCAUGAUAAAAUACUAGAGGUUGUCAGCAUAUCUGGAACUUGGCACCUUGGAAAGCUGCAGGUGGGGCUGUCUCGUGCUCGAAGACUUGCACAGGGACGGUCGAUUAAGAUACAACUCUUUGCUGCAUUGCCUGUUCAAAUUGAUGGAGAACCUUGGUCUCAGCAGCCUUGUACAUUGUCCAUUUCGCAUCAUGGACAGGCCUUCAUGUUGAAGAGGACAGCCGAGGAAUCGCUAGGUCAUGCAGCUGCCAUAAUAACUGAUGUGCUCGAGAGUGCUGAAACAAAUCAUGUAAUUAACGCAUCUCAGAAGCGAGCUCUUCUUCAAGAAAUGGCAUUAAGGCUGACUUAAUGGCUUUCUUCUAUCACGGUACUUGCUGGUCAGUUAGUCGGUGGUUCUUGUUGCACCGAAUUUUUCUCAAAAAUGUGUUAUUUUAUAUCGAUAUAUGAUCUUUCUGCUGCUUUUUAUCUUCUUUGCCAAAGCUUCUUGUUGAAGCGCGUGUUUGUAUAUGAAUCUUUUUAAAACAUUAAUACCAAAGAAUCCCUUCAAAUAUAAAGGGAGGGUAUAAUUUUGGAAAAAAAUAGAAUCUUUUAGGAUGAAAAGGAUGAAAAUUAUGCCUUGUACGUUUUGCUGAAUAUGAGAGGUUUUAAAGUUUGACAAAUUCUAUACAAUCCAUACAUUUCAAUGUA
This is a messenger RNA of Gossypium raimondii (Peruvian cotton), 3226 nucleotides long. RefSeq names its product diacylglycerol kinase 1. The record is from RefSeq and is a predicted model, not a curated record. Lineage: Eukaryota; Viridiplantae; Streptophyta; Magnoliopsida; Malvales; Malvaceae. Gene Ontology annotation, molecular function: ATP-dependent diacylglycerol kinase activity. The transcript has 8 exons. The coding region runs from base 702 to 2888 and encodes 728 amino acids.